Molecule: messenger RNA, 378 nt
Organism: Rotaria sordida
Lineage: Eukaryota; Metazoa; Rotifera; Eurotatoria; Philodinida; Philodinidae
Source: the annotation of a GenBank genome assembly
AUGUCGGCCGUGCUUGAACAACUGAAACUAGUUGUUGAGAUACUACAACGAGCAUUUCCACCUCCAGCACCGUCUUGUAUUCCACCACCACCAGCACCGUCUUGUACUCAAUCACCUCCAGCAUCAUCUUCUCCUCGACCACCACCGUCGUCUUCUUCACCACCCCCGUCGUCUUCUCCACCACCGCCGUCGUCUUCUCCACCACCGCCGUCGUCUUCUCCACCACCGCCGCCGUCGCCUUCACCACCAUCUCUUCGACCUCGUCCACCAGUAGCAGUUGUACGACCAUAUCGAUAUGGAGGUCGAAUACAUAUGCGAAGAGCGCGGCGUCCACAUUGGCCUCGCCAUACUCCUCGACGACGCCUCCAACUCCAAUAA